Stegastes partitus (bicolor damselfish) is the source of this 676-nucleotide messenger RNA. RefSeq names its product formation of mitochondrial complex V assembly factor 1 homolog (gene fmc1). The record is from RefSeq and is a predicted model, not a curated record. Gene Ontology annotation, cellular component: mitochondrion. Bases 28 to 360 code for a protein of 110 amino acids. Lineage: Eukaryota; Metazoa; Chordata; Actinopteri; Pomacentridae. The transcript is spliced from 2 exons.
GCUGCGCGAUCACAACAGCGUUCAGAGAUGGCAGCCUUGUCAUCACCGCUGCGAGUCUGUCGGGGAAUACUGAAAGAAUUACGCGCCCUUCAAGGACCGAGUUACAAACAGUCGUUGGCCUACACCUACGUUAUGGACCAGUUUCGCAAGAAUAAGGUAACGGGAGAGCGGUACUGCCGUGCCCAGCAGGAGGCGCACCACGCCUCGCACACCUACCUGUGUUUGCUGACGUCCACCAGGAACCACAUGGCCCUGCACAACCUCUACCACGGCAAGGGAGAGCGCAGCCCGGAGGAGGUGGCCGGCCUGGUGGGGCUCAGGUUGCCCACACAGCCGGGAGGCAAAGGCUGGGAGAAGUGAGGACACAAGAGGGUCCAGCACUGGAAAGGAAAUAAACCUUAAGACUCUUCAGAAAGUAUUGUGUGUGGCUGUUUCAUCUGGCCCCUCAUGUAAAUUAAACUCCAAAGGUGUGAAAUGUGACAGAUGUGUGGCAGGCUGGAGAUGACGCCGAUGUGGACAGAUGUGACUUUUUCUCGUUUUGUGUGAAUGUAAGCUGUCUGUACCCUCCAGAUUAUCUACACUUAUGUUUGUCUGCUGCUUAAAAGCAUCAAACUAAACCACUGUAAGUACAUUUUCUUUGUUUCUGUCAUUAAAAUAUAAAUCGUUGUUACUAUUA